This is a messenger RNA of Pteronotus mesoamericanus, 1333 nucleotides long. It is a transcript of the gene KGD4, whose product is annotated as alpha-ketoglutarate dehydrogenase subunit 4. The coding region runs from base 82 to 393 and encodes 103 amino acids. Gene Ontology annotation, biological process: 2-oxoglutarate metabolic process. The transcript has 4 exons. Gene Ontology annotation, molecular function: oxoglutarate dehydrogenase (succinyl-transferring) activity. The record is from RefSeq and is a predicted model, not a curated record. Lineage: Eukaryota; Metazoa; Chordata; Mammalia; Chiroptera; Mormoopidae.
AGAGCCCGCCCCCAGCUGCCCAAGACUCCAGUGACCGAGGCAGCUCGCUAGCGCCCCGGAAGCUGCCCCUUCUCAGGGGUCAUGAUGGGCAGUAAGAUGGCGUCUGCUAGCAGGGUCGUUCAGGUAGUCAAGCCACAUACUCCAUUAAUAAGGUUCCCUAACAGAAGAGACCAUCCUAAACCCAAUGUAUCAGAAAUUUUGAGAUCAUCAGGACUACCAUCUCACUCUUCUUCAAUUUCACAGCAUUUUAAAGGAAGUAAAUCGCCAGAUUGGCUGAUGCAUCAGGGUCCACCAGACACUGCAGAAAUAAUAAAAACAUUACCUCAGAAAUAUAGAAGGAAACCUAUGUCUCAAGAAGAAAUUGAAUUUAUCCAACGUGGAGGUCCAGAAUAAUCACUGAUACUGGCUGCUGUUUGUCAUCAGACAAAAGAAUAGUCUUUACAAUAAAGGACUUCCAAAAUGACAAAUGAGAAAUUGUACAUUAAACAACUUUAAUAAAUAUUCUGUAAACAAAAAAAACCCUACAUAGAAAAUUUAGAUGGACAAUUAUAUCUCAUAAUUUAUGUAUCUUGGUCAGCUCCUCCACAAGCUUACCUGAUUGUUUAUAUACUUUAUACUUAUUAAAGUACACAUCUGAAAAUGUUAGCCUAUUAACUUAUUCUUGAUUAUCAAGUAUUACCAGUGUUGAACUAUUAAAAGCACACAAUGUCUUAUCUAGUAAACCAUCAUAGGUUUCCCAUAAUUUCACUUCUUUCAAUUUCUGUUUAGAAAUGAAUUUAUUAGGCAGAAUUGCUGCCUUUUGGAAGUGCUUUUCCUGAAACUGGAUGAUGAUCAGUGAAAUAGUGGUUCCACUAUUUGUUCUUAAUUCUCUUUUUUCAUUCAAAAAGUUACUGGAGUAUAACUGGCUUAAUAAGCACAUCCUACUCUAAAUGAUAAAAAUAUAGCCAAAGCAAAAACCAGUGACUUUGUAGUAUUAACUCUGGGAAGUUAAUACAAAAGAUUAUUUGUCACCUAUUUUUAGAAAAAAAAAAUGUCAGUAUAAAAUCAGAUCAAAAUGAAUAUAGCAUAGGUAUAAAUGUUUAACUAGAAAUUGCAAUUUCUUAUGUUUUUAGGGUUAAGAAAGUGUUGUUCUUUGGUUUAUUUUACUCUUUUAAUUGUAAUAAUGUAUGCAAAUCCUGGUAACCAUUAACUUUCUCAAACAUAAUGUCUGAAAGCUUCAUAAAAUCAACUUAAAUAUUUACCUUGUCAACGUAAUUUAUGAAACUUUAAAAGGGUCUUCCUGUGCCAAGAGUAUAUAUGAUUGUGAAAAUAAAGUCUCACAAAACUAAAUAAA